Molecule: messenger RNA, 424 nt
Organism: Rhodamnia argentea
Lineage: Eukaryota; Viridiplantae; Streptophyta; Magnoliopsida; Myrtales; Myrtaceae
Product: non-specific lipid-transfer protein 2-like
Exons: 4
Coding region: 65-337 (90 amino acids)
Biological process (GO): lipid transport
Source: RefSeq, a predicted model, not a curated record
GCCACCCAAAUGCACCUUCUUCCUUCUUUCUCCUUCGCUUAGAGAGGUUGAGAAACUUGAGAACAUGUCCAAAUACGUCUUGUGCAUCGUCCUGAUGUUUUUGCUUGUGAAACCGGAGCCGUCGACUGCGGUCACUUGUGACCCAAUGCAGCUGAGUUCAUGCGCUAGUGCGAUAAGCUCCUCGAGCCCGCCAUCGGCCAUGUGCUGUGCCAAGCUCAAGGAGCAAAAGCCUUGCCUUUGCCAGUACAUGAAGAACCCCAACCUCCAGAAGCUCAUCAACUCUCCUAAUUCCAGGAAGGUGGCAAUCCAGUGUGGCUCUCCAUUUCCCUCUUGUUGAUCUCUCUAGUGGCGGACCCUCUAGUAGUGGUUGCUUUCUGUGUGUUUUCCUGGAGUGUGGUUGAAUCCCCGCAGGAAGUAGCAGUGA